GAGGAGGCUACUCAGGAUGACGUUGCUUUUUGCAGGCGAGUGCCACACGUGACUGACUUGAUAGUCGGAACACCUCAGAAUACAGACCGAGGAAAGUAGGAGGACUGCGAGAGAAGCCGGACGACCUCCUGGAGCACAGCAUCAGCACCCGGAGGACGGCAUCAUUUCUGGGAUUGCUUCAUUCCUGCAAUCCAGCUGACAUUGAUUGCCCCCUCCAGCGGUUUUGUUUUAGGAAUUGUGCGCGGUGUUUUGAAUGCCUCGAACAGCUGCAGCAAUCUUCGCGGUGCUGACCGCCUUCCUCUGGUGCUCACCCGCUCUGUGUGCUGUAGGAAGAACCCGCCAGCAGCUCAAUUACCGACCAAUUAUCGGUGUGUUGGCACAGGAAAACCUUCCAUGGGACCAGUUUGCUCGUGGGUCUUCUUACAUAGCUGCCUCCUAUGUCAAAUACCUAGAGGCUGCUGGGGCCAGGGUUGUACCUAUUCGAAUCAAUCGCACAGAAGAAGAGUACGCCAAGAUAUUUAACUCAAUAAACGGGUUGUUGUUGCCAGGUGGAGAUGUAGAUCUUCAGACGUCACAGUUCAGUCGAGCUGCCAAGAUCUUUUACAACUUGGCUCUGAAGGGCAAUGAUGCUGGAGACUACUUCCCUAUUUGGGGAACCUGCCAGGGCUUCCAGCAGCUCACUGUCCUGACUGCCAACAAAAACCUCCUCACGCUUACUGAUACUAAGGCUGUGGCUCUACCUCUGACACUCACAUCAGUGGCCCCAUCUAGCCGAUUAUUCCGGAAUUUUCCCAAAGAUUUGCUGCGGUCUUUGGCUAGUGAAAACAUCACUGCAAACUUCCACAGUUGGAGUCUGUCCAUGCAGAAUUACAGUCGAAAUGCCAAACUCAGGAGGUUUUACAAGAUCCUGUCCACUAACAGUGAUGGAAAGAAAGAAUUCAUCUCUACUAUGGAAGCCAACCAUUACCCAUUUUAUGCUGUGCAAUGGCAUCCAGAGAAAAGUCCUUUUGAGUGGGUAGAUAAGCCAGGAAUGAUUCAUUCUGUUUCCGCUGUAAGGGCCAGCUUCUACACUGCCAGCUUCUUUGUUUCUGAAGCCAUGAAAAACCACCAUCAUUACCCCAGUCCUGAUGAGGAGGACAAAGCUCUCAUUUACAACUUUCCUCCUGUUUACAGAGGCUUUGAUGCUGUUUUUGUGCAGAAUUAUUACUUUGAUUGAUGAUCAGUGCUGAAGAUGAACCAUACCUGGUCACAGCCUAGUCCAAGUUAGUCAAAUCUUGGUUAAUUUUCUGCUUUAAACUUGAUAGAGUUUCAACAUACAGUGGCCUAAGAAAUCAAGUCACAGAUAAAAUGCAGAAAUGAAACUGUGAUUGAAAUGUAGUGAUAGAUGAUAGCUGAAAAUAUGUCAGAAUGCAAAUAAAGUCCCAAGUAAUUAAUUUGGGAGAAAAAA
Molecule: messenger RNA, 1447 nt
Organism: Maylandia zebra (zebra mbuna)
Lineage: Eukaryota; Metazoa; Chordata; Actinopteri; Cichliformes; Cichlidae
Product: zgc:171566
Biological process (GO): tetrahydrofolylpolyglutamate metabolic process
Cellular component (GO): vacuole
Molecular function (GO): gamma-glutamyl-peptidase activity
Source: RefSeq, a predicted model, not a curated record